Oncorhynchus nerka (sockeye salmon) is the source of this 1994-nucleotide messenger RNA. Its product is annotated as voltage-dependent calcium channel gamma-6 subunit-like. Lineage: Eukaryota; Metazoa; Chordata; Actinopteri; Salmoniformes; Salmonidae. The coding region runs from base 470 to 1282 and encodes 270 amino acids. Gene Ontology annotation, biological process: regulation of calcium ion transmembrane transport via high voltage-gated calcium channel; calcium ion transmembrane transport. Gene Ontology annotation, cellular component: L-type voltage-gated calcium channel complex; membrane. The transcript has 5 exons. Gene Ontology annotation, molecular function: voltage-gated calcium channel activity; calcium channel regulator activity. The record is from RefSeq and is a predicted model, not a curated record.
CUCUCUUCCUUUCUCUCUCUCUCCCCCCCUCUCCCUCUCCAACACUCCCAACUUUCUCCCCUCUAUUAAGUUCCAAGCUUCUUUCAAUCUGAAGUGAACAACAUAUUCCAAACAGGUGUUCCAGUAUAAUUAGACGCCAUCCUUCCUCAUCACCCAGUCCUCUCCUCCUCCAUCUUUCUCUCAUCACUCCCUUUCUCCCAUCUUGUCUACUCCCAUACGGAACCAUCCAUCUCUCUCUCCCCUUUCCUCCUCCCGUUCUCCAUUCUUCAUCCCCACAUCCACCUCUGAACUGCUGUUAUCUGUGUCUCUACCUUCCUUCUGUCUUCAACCUUCCUUUCUUCUUUUUGGGGUUCACCCCCCUUCAAUAAUUUCCCUGCUUCUCUCUCUUCACUCUCUUUCCCGUCCUCUUCCCUCUUUCCCUCCCUUCCUCUCUCCAUCCGGCCUCUCUCGGCCUCUGGUAGAGGUCACCAUGUGGGCCAACUACAUUGUCCAGCCAGAGGAGGAUGGCCGUAUGGGGGUGGUAGGAGCUGGGGCCCAUGGGGGCCUGGCCGGCCUGGCAGGGGUGAAGGGAGGGGGGCGUGCUACAAGGCGGACCCCUAGGAUGAGUGACAGCCAGGAGGGGAAGAUCAAGCUGGCAUUCUUUGUGGCCAUUGUGGGUGUGACCCUGACAGUGCUGGGGGUGGGAACAGAGUUCUGGGUGGAGCUGGCCACGCCCAAGACCUGGAGUAACAACCAGACGUGUCAGACAGCCCACUACGGCCUGUGGAAGGGGUGUACCCGCACCCUGUGGGUGGACGACAUCGACCCCGAGAGAGAGAGCUGUGGCCCCGCCGAUCUGCCCGGAGAAUCCAACUGCACUUACUUCAAAUUCUUCACCAAUGGACACGACGCAGUCAUAUUUAAGAAGACGACCCACAAGAACCUGAACAUAGCGGCUGCUAUCCUCGCAAUGAUAGCUCUGUCUAUGAUGGUGAUGGGAGCCAUCUGUAUCACAAUGUCCCUCAGUAAAGGAGUGCCCUUCUUCCUCAAGCCCGCCUCCUUCUGCUUCAUCCUAUCAGGUCUACUGGUCCUGCUGUCUAUACUGGUGUUUCACCAGUCAGUGCUGGCCCUGUUGUCAUCUGACCACUCCAUACCGCUCCACCACGAGCUCUCCUGGUCCGUGACCUGUGUGGGCAUCGCUGGGGCCAUCCUCAUCAUGGGGGGGAUCCUUUUCCUGAUCCUCUCCCUCCCUUAUAGCUCCUGGGAGAAAUGUCUGCCUCAAUGCAACAGCAGCACUACCUAGCACAAUGGAGGCCCAAAAGCACAUAACUGGGGGAAAAAUGUUUAGUUUUAUAUCAGGAUUGUAAUCAAACUCCAGUCCUCGAGGGAUUUAGUUGCUGGCUUUAGUUGUCAGGUAUAAAUCAGACACUGAUCAGAACAACUACAACCAGUAGACACUGAUGCCACCCAGGAGUUGAGUUGGAUACCCCUGUUUAUAUUGUCAGUUAUAUUGUAAAACUAGACUGAAAGACUGACUAACUUGUAGGUCGACACAGUGUUUAUUUAAUGCAAUAACAAUGAUGCUCACUAACUGUGCCUUGAACUCUACAAGCCUGCCCUAACGCCUGUGACCUUACCAGAAAACACUACGUAGACCACAACUUCCCCACUUUUUGGCAUCAUGACCAACCUAUAGCUUUUAGAAGUUUCUGAUGACCUACCAAAGAACAAGCAAUGUUUCUAAGCAGAACCCGGUCUUUACCAGGGGGGUAAUGCUGGGUUAAACAAAACCAAAGCAGGCUUUGAUGUCUUAACUUGUCCAUUGACUGCUAACAGGGUGAGGAAACCAAUAUGUCAUUUAGUUAUUGAACUAGUUCUUUAAACACAACGCCAACCACACUGUAGUUGUACAUAAAGACCCAGCAGUGGGGCGCAGCAUCCUGUCUGUACUAUAAACUAUGUACUAACCAUUACGUAUUGAUAAUGUUACUUAGCCAAUGAAAUCACAUGGGGGG